UGACUGAAUCUUCGAGUUCAUGGAACAGUCAGCGCCUGUCUCAAGAUCGUGAUUUGCUGCUUUUUCGGACAAUGAUCCUCUUCCCCGAAUGCGAGGAACUAAACCAACUUACUUGUGCUGAAGAGAGAAUAGCUAGCUAGUAGCUACCUAGUAGUACUAGUAGCAGCAGCAAGUACAUGUAGAUCUAGCGGUAAUAGUGCAAUUUAUGUCACCUAACCCUUCCCUGACCAGCGGCAGCUCUUUCUGCAAUGAAAAUGAAUGAGCUGUUGGAAUGUUUGAGAUGUUCAGUGUCGCACUGCGAAUGCUUAUAGUUGCGAUUAUCAUGCCUUUGUGAAAACUGUAAAACUGUGUUGUGCAUUGGUGAACUCUUGUACCUUUGCAGUUCCAGUAGCUGAUCACGGAAGCAUUCAGAGGAGGACCACUUGCUGCUGCUCUAGCAUCCGCUACAACCGCUGGAGCGUGAUAGCAGCGGUAUUUGAUUUGGGUGACUUCUCUCCACGGCACUAGUGGCCACUCCAGUGCCGGGUACAACGAGUCGUAGAUAUCUACCCUGCACUUCGGCAAUCGUUAGCGGGCUGGGGAGCGCAACAACUAACUAACUUCUGCUAGUAGAAAACUACUCUCGGUCCGUCUCCUGCGGAGUGGCGAGCAGCAUCGUGAUCCGUGAAGUCCCUGCUGUGGUGCUGUUGGAGAUUUCUUGGUCCCCGGGAUCAAAACUACUGUCGUACUGAGCAGGGUCUAGUUUGCCACCAGGAUUUCAGGAGAAAACUGCACUUCGUUGUCCAGAUUCGCGCUGCAUAAGCACGAGGGCUAUUCUUUGCAACGAUCCGCGUGGUGCAACUGGCACACAGUACAGACUAGACUGGGCGCGUGUUCUGGUAGAUUUGCAUCAGUGCGUGUGCAGACAGUCAGUGUGGCUGCUGACUCAGUGACUGUCUGUCCAUCUGAGCGGGUCACUCUACACUACAUGCUCAAGCCAAUCAAGUCACCCUGCUGCGAAUGAGGACAUGAAUACUAGUACUGCCACUGGUGUGCCCAGGAUUAGUGCCAUAGACUAUAGUGGAUGAAGAACCGUUGACCACUAUGUCUUAGUGGAUAUCCUGUAGCAGCUUUUUGACUAUUAUUGCCAAGUAGUAGAAUAGCAAGUCACUGUCUGUGCACCAGCAACAGAGAGCCACCCAUUGACUGUCAGUCGGACCAAUCAGUGUGACGGCAAUAGUGUACGUUACUGGGUUGAUACGCCUACAGCAGCCGAACACGACGGGUCACAGGCUGAAGUCUGACGAUGGUGAAGGCAGGCGGUGGUUGCUGUGGCUACGGCUGUCUGGCCAUUGUGAGCAUGUUGGUACUGGUCCCCGCCAUCCUACUCUACAUCUAUAUGAACACUCUCUUCCUGCUUAUUAUCAGAGAGCAAGCUUACAUUCAACCCGGUGGAGAAGUUGAGAAGCAAUGGGCCAAUCCAGAGGUGCCUGUAUACUGCAAAUUCUACUUUUACGAUCUGAUAAACCCGGAAGGCUUCAAACAAGGAGAGCGACCGGAAUUUGACGAAGUCGGACCAUUCGUCUACAGGGAACACCGCGAGAAGUAUGACCUGCAGUACACGUACGAUGACACAUUGGUCCAAUAUCGCAUGGAUCAUUACUUCACGCUGGACCUGAAUGCGUCUGUCUUUGAUCCACGCCUUUACAACAUCACAACACUCAACACACCACUUGCGAUAUUAUUGUCAGUCGAGACUCACGAGAAGAGUGAAACGCUGCGUGACCUUCUGAAUGCCGUCGUCAAAGGACUUGGAGAAGUCGACCUUAUUGUCACCAAGACGGUGGAUGAGCUUCUAUGGGGAUAUGACGAUCCCAUCUUCAAGCUUGCACAUCAGUACGACAAGACCUUGCCCGCUCAGUUCUCCCUUCAGCAAAAGAAUUUAACCGACGACUCUGAACUGUGGAGUCAAAUCUUCACCGGGAAGGGAGACAGCAACCUCGUUGGCGUUUACACACACUGGCACGAGAUGACCAAGUUGCCGUACUGGGGCAGCCCACAAGCCAACGGUAUCAACGGGACUGAUGGCACUCUCUUCCACACAGACAUACAGAAAGAGGAACGCCUCGUUGCCUUCAUUGAUAACCUGUUUCGGUCAGGCUACUUUGUGUUCAAUAACUCCGGCGAUGUGCGCGGUAUCGACACGUAUCGCUUCAUCAUACCCUCAGUAGAGCUGAAUAACGACACUGUCGAUCCCGACAACAAGCCCUUUUUCAUGGACGGCCCCGCAGGUCUUAUGAAUAUGUCAGCGCUGAGCCCCCUGCACCCGCCGGUAUUCAUGAGCAAGCCGUACUUCCUGAACGCACCCGACGACAUCAUCGAUGGCAUGGUGGUCAAUAACAGCAUGGUAGGAUUUCCGCCGGACAUCGCCCAUCACGAUUCUUUCCUGGACGUCAAUCCGCUUACUGGAGCUGUGCUCAACGCGCACAAGCGCAUGCAGGUCAACGUCCUGGUCAAACCAGAGCCGAGCCAUAUCUACGACACUUCCAUACUGCGCGAGACAUACUUCCCGGUGAUGUGGGUGGACGAGACGGCAACCAUCACUCCAUCACUGGCAUCGGCCUUCAAGAAGAAGAUCAUUCUGCCAAUGGAUGCAUGCAGUAUCGCUCUACUCGCUCUUAUGAUCCUAACGGGCUGCGGGUUCACCGUAAGUGUUGGCAUUCUGUUACAUCGGAAAACGUGUGCCCGCGAUGCAGGCUCACAACUCAACCAUGGCCGAUGGAGACGCAAUGGUUCCGUGAACGACGCUGCACCGAAUGAAACGACAACACUGCUCCAAUAGGCAAAAUGUACGGAGGAUACUCAUCUUUAAAGAUCUCCUCAGUAAAAUUACAAUCAUAAUAUUGAGUGGUGUUGAAAUUGUGUUAUGUGUUAUCAGCCUGCUGUGUCAUGCCAGCUUGAUAUAAUCCAGACCCCCAUAUGUGGUUUAAGUCAGUGUGCAGCCAUGUUGGAAAAAGUGACCCUCGAUAGACUACUGCAUGUUACUAUAGCUAGAGAUCACAGCACUGGCAUGGCAACAGAAACACAAACCUGCAAAUACAUGUGCUUGAUUGUAGCACAUCUCCAACAUCACUGGUCUUCAUACUGUGAUCUCCAACAUCACUGGUCUUCAUACUGUAGGCUGUCACGGUUGCAUUCUUUUAUUUUUUACUUCAUGAUAGGCAAAGGCAAUGCUGCCUUCUCAUCGGAGGGUGAAUAAAACCUUUAUCGAUGUUUGAGCUAAAGCUGAUUCAUUGAUAUCAGAUUGAAGCAUAAGAAACCUCAUUCAGUUUUGCAGUCGCGUUUCAGCUGGUCUAAAUUACGCGCAAACACAGCCAGAGCUGUUGGCCAUUGGUCUAAAUUAUUAAUUUUUUAAGUUGUGGUUGUCAGAACAUUUUAGUCACCGUAGUAAUCAGAGAAUCUAUGUCUUCAUAAUUACUCAAUCUGCGGACAGCAUGCUGUUUCGUUCUUUUUGAACUCAUCAGCGCAGCACAGAGAAAAUGAGGCCGAACCUGAUAGCAAUGAAAAUAAAAAUUUCCAAUCAGGCCCGAACGUACCUUGCCAGAGUGCUCAAACUGACAAGUCAGUGAGCUCUGCAUAACGCAAACAGCUUCUUCAUAAUUAUUUACUUUAAAAAUGGGACCAGAUUCUUCUAUUUGUACUAUUUGUCUUCCUCA
Sycon ciliatum is the source of this 3695-nucleotide messenger RNA. RefSeq names its product lysosome membrane protein 2-like. Gene Ontology annotation, molecular function: scavenger receptor activity. Lineage: Eukaryota; Metazoa; Porifera; Calcarea; Leucosolenida; Sycettidae. The coding region runs from base 1286 to 2821 and encodes 511 amino acids. Gene Ontology annotation, cellular component: cytoplasm; membrane. The transcript has 5 exons. The record is from RefSeq and is a predicted model, not a curated record.